Molecule: messenger RNA, 714 nt
Organism: Rotaria socialis
Lineage: Eukaryota; Metazoa; Rotifera; Eurotatoria; Philodinida; Philodinidae
Source: the annotation of a GenBank genome assembly
AUGAGUCAGAAUAUUGUUCUGCGGAUCGAAUGUAAUCUAAAAUCCUUUUUUUGUAAACGUCGAUUUCCUGUUUCUGAAUGGACUCUACAAGAUUUUCGUUUGUAUAUCCAACAAUUAUUCGAUAUAAAAAAGGAAAAUUUGAUCAUAUUAUUACAUUCAGAAGAAUUAAGUCAAAAUCAAGAUAGUAGCUUGUUGUGUGAUAUCGAAAAUUUGUAUGAAAAUGAUACAAUUAUAAUUGAUUCAUAUUGCCAUGCGGACGACAUAGAUAAUGUUAAUAGAUUACCAGAGAAAUACCAAAUGUCAGAUAAAAUUUAUUCACAACGAAAAGGUACAUUGAAAGAGUAUCUUCAACAAAACAAAAUUGGAAAAUAUGGUGAUCACAAUGCGUUCUCACACACAGUAUUCAACAAUAAUAAACAAAAUGUACUGAAAUUAUAUGAAAUGAAUCGUAAAAAAAUGGAAGAACUAUACAUAGGAAUGCAUGUAAAAGUGAAUGAACCAAUGUUGAAUAUAAGAUAUGGAGAGAUUGUUUAUAUUGGUAUGUUACGGGGAAUUUUCGAUGAAUUUAUUGGUGUUCUCUUUGAUGGUCCAUGUGGUGAUUCAAAUGGAUCUGAUGGUAUUAUUCAAUACUUUGAUGCUAGAAGAAGACAUGCUAGUUUUAUUCGACCAGAAUAUAUCGAGAUCAUAACUAUAGAAGAAACGAUGAAAUCAUGA